This is a messenger RNA of Paraphaeosphaeria sporulosa, 1294 nucleotides long. Its product is annotated as NmrA-like family protein-like protein. The record is from RefSeq and is a predicted model, not a curated record. Bases 225 to 1175 code for a protein of 316 amino acids. The transcript is spliced from 2 exons. Lineage: Eukaryota; Fungi; Ascomycota; Dothideomycetes; Pleosporales; Didymosphaeriaceae.
AUGAGUCGAGACUGGGAUACAAAGGCCCGUUGCUCCGGUGUGAUAUCUUCGCAUUGAGGAAUUGUCACAGUCGCAGAGUCAGGAAACGUCGGUGAACUCUGAGAAGUACAGCAAGUCAAUCACAAAGGGAAACAGGUAUCCGCAACAGCUUGCAAGUUUCAAGGGGCGCACAUCUCAGCCGGCACAACAGUAAGAGCAGGGAACCAAGUGAGACGCCGAAUAGAAUGGUUCGCGUCGCCGUAGCGGGUGGCACAGGCAACGUCGCCACCGAGAUCCUCCGCGCCCCGAUCGCCUCCGGCACUCACGACAUCACCAUCUUCACCCGCUCACCCCCCACCACCAGCACCCCAGGCGUAUCCUACAAAGUCGUCGACUACACGGACCGCGCCGCUCUCACGGACGCGCUCAAGGGCUUUGAUGUCUGCCUCUCCUUCCUGGUAGUCCACCUCGAUGUCGACUGCGUGGUCCAAAAGAACCUCAUCCACGCAUGCAUCUCCGCCGGCGUGAAGCGCUUUGCACCUUCCGAAUGGGGAAUAAAGAAUGGGAGCGGCGUCCCGCCGUACAAGAACAAAGACAUCAUCGCAAAGUACUUGGCAGAGUUGCGUGAGAAGGGCGAGCUGGGCGGGAUGCAGUAUUGUUUAUUCCAGCCGAGCAUCUUCAUGGACUACUUUGCGCAUCCUCAUCCGCUCAGUCCCAACCUCAUCACCUGGCCUUUCUUCAUCGACUUUGAGAAGAGAAGGGCGAUGGUGCUGGAUGGCGGGGAUCAGCCGCUUGCCGUGACGGCUAUUGCUGACAUCUCUGGGAUGCUGGAUCUCGCGCUUUCCUCCUCUGCGCCUUGGCCCACGAUCGGCGGCAUGCAGGGUGCCCGCACCUCCAUCAACGAGCUCCUCGCGCUGGGCAAGAAGUUAAGGGGCGGCGAUUGGAGCGUUGAACACGUCCGUGGGGAAGACAUCGAGAAUGGCAUCCUCACGACCUCUUGGAUCCCGAUUAUGAGCCAUCCGGUUAUACCGCAAGACGACCGCGAGGCUUUCAGCAAGGAGUUUGUCAUUAUGUUUUUCAAGGGAAUACUGAGAGGGGCAUGGGAUGUGAGUAAGGAGUGGAAUGAAAAGUUCCCAGAGUAUAAGUUUACGGGCUUGGAAGAGUAUCUGGGACGGGCGUGGGAGGGGAAGGAUUGAGUAGCGGAUGAGAGGUCGGGUGUAUGGAGAUAUGCUUUGGGUGAGUGAGAAGUAGGAUCUUGGGGGAAGUUGAUGUGUACAUGGCUGAGUAGUGAGCUUGACGGAAAUGGUUGGAGGGU